GGAUUUGAGAGAGAUUUCGGAUACUUUUGUUCAGUUGUUGAGGCCCGUCCCUUCUCCCACGUCCUCUUUGGUUUAGUUGAAUCUGAAAAAUAUUUGAAUAGUCAUGAAUCAAGAAGGGUGCUCAAGCAGAAAUAAGAAAAUAUCCAACCGCAUUCCAGCUGGAUCACUUGCAUCUUUGCGAAAUCAAAGGGUUUCGUCAUUGACAACAAAAAGAACCUUCCAAGCUACAAGGUCAAAUGCAAAUGAAGAACGACAAUCAGAAGGUGGAUUACCUUCAUCUUUGCGAAACCAAAAGGUUUCGUUGUUGACAACAAAAACAACCUUGAAAGCUCUACGGUCAAAUGCAAAUGAAGAACGACAAUCCGAAGGUGGAUCUCAAUUGCAAGAACAAGUACAACAAGUGCCACAGAAUUGCACCUCUUCAGCAACACAAGAAGUACACGAACAAGUGCAACAAGCGAAUAUGGAUUCCAUCACUCCUGCAUCACAGGGAGUACAUGAGCGAUCUGAUGAUUCUACCACUCAUGAAGCAGUUGAACAAAUUGAGGAACAAGGCCCCUCCUCGCCAAAAAGAAAAAGAGGUCGUACUCAAAUGCCAAGAGUUCAUGUUAGAAAGGAGCGUAAAAUAAUCACUCUAAAUGAGUUUAAUCAACCCAUUGGUCCUACUAAAGAGGUUGUAAAAGAGCUGGGUAGCUUCCUCGGCACAUUGGCAAGGAGUGUGACUUUUUGUCCUCUUAAUGUAGUUAAUUGGAGGAAACUAGACACAAAAGAUGAUAUGUGGACAUAUAUCAAGGAAAAAUAUGACAUUCCCGACGAGGCAAAAAAAUGGGUUUUUGAAUCAGUUUGUAGUGCUUGGAGAAAGUAUAAAAGUCAAUUAAAGGCAACUCACUUCACAGCCUAUGACAAUGAUGAGCUUCGAAUGGAGAAUAGGCCAAUAGAUGUUCCGGAAUCUCACUUUAAGGAUCUUCUUAACUAUUGGAACUCCGAUCCUCACAAGAAAAUGUCCGAAACCAAUAUAGUGAAUCGAAAUAAGUUGAAGUGUCCACACACAGCUGGCAGAACACCUUUUGCUCUAAUUCGCGAGGAAAAAAAGAAGGAAAUCUCUGAUACUUCAGAUACUGUAUCAAGUAAGGACAUGUUUGUGGCAACAAGAAAAAGAAAACUUGGCCGCGCAUACAAAAGCUCAUAUGACAAUACGACUAGUAAAAUUGCUGAAAUGGAGAGAAUGCAAUCUACUCAGGAAAGUGAAGGUGACAAUCAUUCAAUCGAUGCUUUUGCAUCAGUCAUGGGACCGGAACAUCCAGGUCGAGAUUGUAUGGACGAGGGGUUACCAAGACUGUGUUAAAAGGGCAAAA
This is a messenger RNA of Nicotiana attenuata, 1355 nucleotides long. RefSeq lists its product as uncharacterized. The transcript is spliced from 7 exons. NCBI's taxonomy places the organism in Eukaryota, Viridiplantae, Streptophyta, Magnoliopsida, Solanales, Solanaceae. The record is from RefSeq and is a predicted model, not a curated record. Bases 104 to 1345 code for a protein of 413 amino acids.